AUGUCUUCUAAGCCGCCAUCUAAUACUCAAAAGUUUAGUUAUGCACGUGCGUUGGCUGCUAGUCAGUCUAUGAAAAAUGCAAACGUAAAACCACAAAACGCAACUUCUGAGAAGCCUGCUUCUAAGCCUGCUGCUGCAUCCGCUAACACUGCUAAGUCUUCCACUGCUGGCUCGGCUACUACUGAUACUCAUAAUGCAACUGGCACUACAGAUGCAUCGGAUGUCCCUCAAAAGCCUACUGUUACUUCUGAAAACAAAGCAGAUGUAAAGGAUGCGAAGGAUCAGGAUAAAAAGGUUUCAAGUAAACCUGCGAACAAGGAGAAACCCUUGGAAACCGCUUCAAACGCUGAAAACCCCGUCUCUGCGAAUGUUUCUUCAGAAAGCAAGCAAACUCACAACGCUGGUCAAAAAACACAGCAAUCCGAAGGGGCUGCUAAGACUGCCGAAAAGACAGCAUCAAUUAACUCAGAUGAACAUGGUGCUAAGCAAGAGCAAACAAAGGAUGCUAUUGAAAGUACACCUUCUCAUCAAAAUCAAACACAAAACUCUUUCCCUACCGUUCCAAUUCAAUUUGGAUCUAUCACAAGAAAUGCUCCUAUUGCUACUAAACAGCACGUGAAGGCUAGUGUUCCUUCCAACCAACCAAAAAACAGUGUUCCUCCUAGGAAUAAUUUAUCUAAUUCGAUCGGACAUCCCGGAUCUAGUCCCGUCUCUAAAGGUUCCCGUGCUGCUGCCCCAUCCUCUAAUAAUUCCAGUUCUAAUGAUUCUGCUGCCUCAGCCAAAUCUAAUAACUCAAAUGUAGCUCCUGAGUCUGCUGAUCCUCAUGGUCCAAAUCCUGUAUCAAGCACACCUUCAUUAAACGGUUCUGGUAAACCCCACCGCCAAAACCGUCAUUAUGAACGCUAUGGAAACUCUUAUCCUUCAUACAAUAAAUAUUCCCCUCACUAUCAGCAUGGCUAUACUUAUAAAAAUAAUGGUCGUAAUGAUUCUCAACGCUACAACAGAGGAAAUGGCAGAAGACAAUACAACAAUGGUCAUUCCGGUUACCCUCCUUUCGUAUCCAAUGGCCGGAACUCUGCUCAAAAUCCACGGAAUACUCCUCAAGGUAUGGGCUCACCAGCUAAUCCUGUCCAGAUGCCUGUAUCAAUACAACCUCCCUAUGGCCAAGUGUAUGGACAAGCACCAUAUAUUGUUGAUCCUAACAUGAUGCAAUUCGGCGCAAUGUUACAACCAGGCUAUGUUCCUCAGUAUUAUCCUGUAUAUCCUCAAACGCCAUAUACACCACCAACGUUCCCAAAUAUGUCCCGUAGCACUUCUCAGGUAUCAGAACCAGUUAUGGAUUCACCAAACUCUUCUACUCCCAUAAGCUCUAGAUCUGGUAAUUUUACUCCUAUUGUCAAACAACAGAAAAAGAGCAGUGCUUUGAAAAUUGUCAACCCUGCUACCAAUACUGAAGUGGUUGUUCCUCAAAAGAAUAAAUCCCAGCCUAAAUCGGGAGAAUCUAGCCCACGGUUAGACAGUGCUGUUACUCCUCAUUUAACGGAAGAAGAGGUUUCCAAGCGAAAGGAUGCCGUUAAACAAGCUGUUCAACAGCGUAUUCAAGAAAAGGCUGAAGAAGAGGCUAGGAGACACGCUGAAGAACAAGCUAAACGUGAGGCUGAAGAAAAGGCUAAGCGUGAAGCUGAAGAAAAGGCCAAGCGUGAAGCUGAAGAAAAGGCCAAGCGUGAAGCUGAAGAACAAGCUAAGCGGGAGGCUGAAGAACAAGCUAAGCGCGAAGCUGAAGAAAAGGCUAAGCGCGAAGCUGAAGAAAAGGUGAAACGUGAAGCUGAAGAGAAGGCUAAGCGGGAGGCUGAAGAACAAGCUAAGCGUGAAGCUGAAGAAAAGGCUAAGCGUGAGUCUGAAGAACAAGCCAAGCGUGAAGCUGAAGAGAAGGCUAAGCAGGAGGCUGAAGAGAAGACCAAACAUGAAGCUGAAGAGAGAGCUAGAAAGGAAAUUGAAGAAAAGGCUAAGGUUGAGGUUGAGGCCGAAGGUAACUCCAAAUCAGAGGAAUUGCCUAAGAGUGAUGACCAAAAGGAAAUUAAGCCCAAGUCUGAAAAUAUUAAGACGUCUUCUGAAUCUUCCCUUGCAGAAUCUCGUAAUUUCACACCCAAGCGGGAAGUAUUGUCUGGUGUCGAAAGCCUUAAAUCCCAACCAAAGCCUUCUGCUUCUCUCGACUCUUUACUGCAAGCCAGUAUUAUUUCAGACAUUUCCAAGAUUGUCUACCCUUCUUCUAUUAAGCGACCUGCAACCGAAGGUGAAAUUAAAGAUGGUAAGCUUCUUUACGAUAUCCCUUUCCUUAUGCAAUUCCAAACUUAUUAUACUGAUAAGCCUGCUUAUGGUUGGGACGAGAAAAUGAAGGGAACUGUUGCCUCUGCUUUCAGUGAUAAGAGUUCCCGUGGUGGUUAUGGUUCCAGUCGUCAAAGUUCUCGCUCUGGCUCUACUAGAGACUCGCAUGCCGGUUCAGGUUUUGGUGGUCACUCUGAUAGAAAAUCGAUGUCACGCCUUGGUGUUGAUCGUGGCUUCGGUGAUUCAGGUGGAGGAUUCCGUUCUGGUAGUAAUUACAAGAGUGCCCCUAGCCGUGGCAUGAGUCACCAUGGUCACGGUGGAUCUCACAGAGGUUCCCAACGUGGAUCCCGACGCGGUGGUGGCGGUGGUGAACGCGAAAAGCCUGACCCUUCUACUUUAACUAUUCCAGCUGAGCAAGUACAACCAUUACAGUUGUCAGCUAACCGUUGGCAACCUAAGAAGCUUGCUGAAAAACCUGAAGUCAAGGAUAACCAAGAAGAUCUUCUUCCUCUUGAUGUCAUUCAACGUAAGGUUAAGGGUUCUUUGAACAAGAUGACCUUGGAGAAGUUCGAAAAGAUUUCGGACCAAAUUUUAGAGAUGGCCAUGCAAUCGCGUAGAGAGACUGAUGGUCGCACUUUGAGAUUAGUUAUUCAGCUCACGUUUGAAAAGGCUACCGAUGAACCAAACUUCUCUAACAUGUAUGCUCGAUUUGCUCGGAAGAUGAUGGACAGUAUAGAUGACUCUAUUAGAGACGAAAACGUAUUAGACAAGAAUGGUCAACCUGUUAGAGGUGGUUUGUUAUUUAGAAAAUAUUUGUUAAGUCGCUGUCAGGAAGACUUCGAACGUGGUUGGAAAGCCAAUCUUCCAGCUGGAGGUGCUGGAGAGGCUGAGAUUAUGUCUGAUGAGUAUUAUGUUGCUGCUGCCAUCAAGCGUCGUGGUCUUGGUCUUGUAAGAUUUAUUGGUGAGUUGUUUAAGCUUAGCAUGCUUUCCGAAAAGAUUAUGCACGAAUGUAUAAAACGUCUUUUGGGUAAUGUUACAGAUCCUGAAGAAGAAGAAAUUGAGAGUUUGUGUAAAUUAUUGAUGACAGUCGGUGUGAAUAUUGAUGCAACUGAAAAGGGUCAUGCUGCUAUGGAUGUAUACGUUCUUCGUAUGGAAACUAUCACCAAAAUACCUAACUUACCUUCCCGUAUUAAAUUUAUGCUUUUGGAUGUUAUUGAUUCAAGAAGAGCUGGUUGGAAUAUUAAGAAGGAAAUUGAAAAAGGACCAAAAACUAUUCAAGAAAUUCAUGAGGAGGCUGAGCGUAAAAAGGCUCUGUCUGAAGCUCAAAGACCUGCCCGUAUGCAUCGCGAUAUGAACCGUGGCGACUCUAGAACGGGCGGUAGAGGCAGUAACCCUCCCUUUGGAUCCAAUGACUGGUCUAAUAAUAAAGAUGGGUAUGCCAGGUUAGGUCAAGGUAUUCGUGGUUUGAAAUCUGGUACUCAAGGAUCACAUGGUCCUACGAGUUUGAGCUCGAUGUUGCGUGGAGGAAAUGUUAGCCGAAGCCCCUCUAGACAAAGUAGCACUCCGCGAAGAGAACCUGCUAGACAAGCUCCUGCGAAUCAACCACUAACGUCGGCAAAUUCCUUUGAACUUUUGGAAGAACAAGAUCAUGACAAUGAUGGAUCAUCAAACCAUAAAGAUCCUACUUCUACUUCGAAAACUAACCCUUAA
This is a messenger RNA of Schizosaccharomyces octosporus yFS286, 4035 nucleotides long. RefSeq names its product translation initiation factor eIF4G. Lineage: Eukaryota; Fungi; Ascomycota; Schizosaccharomycetes; Schizosaccharomycetales; Schizosaccharomycetaceae. Gene Ontology annotation, molecular function: toxin transmembrane transporter activity; translation initiation factor activity; protein binding. The transcript is spliced from 2 exons. Gene Ontology annotation, biological process: bacteriocin transport. The record is from RefSeq and is a predicted model, not a curated record. Gene Ontology annotation, cellular component: membrane; eukaryotic translation initiation factor 4F complex. The coding region runs from base 1 to 4035 and encodes 1344 amino acids.